Brassica napus (rape) is the source of this 2949-nucleotide messenger RNA. Its product is annotated as IQ domain-containing protein IQM2. The record is from RefSeq and is a predicted model, not a curated record. The transcript is spliced from 7 exons. The coding region runs from base 1063 to 2757 and encodes 564 amino acids. NCBI's taxonomy places the organism in Eukaryota, Viridiplantae, Streptophyta, Magnoliopsida, Brassicales, Brassicaceae.
UCUUAAAUAAUUUUCAUAUAAAUUUACUCUGCGCUAAGCGCAGGUCUUAUCCUAGUUGGACUCAGUAAUAGUCAUACAAGUAUAUACUACUACUACUCCAUCCAUUUUAUUUUAAUUGUUUCUUUAGAUUUGUGUAUACAUAUUAUAAAACAUUUAAUUCUAUAUAUUUCUAAAUAAAAUCGUCAUUAUUUAUACACCUAACCAUAUUUUAACCAAUAUAAAAAUAGAAUGUUAUAUAAAAUUAAUAAAUUUUGUAUUAAAAUUAUAAAGUGAUAUUUAUUUUGCAACGAAUUUUUUUUUAUUUUACAACGAUAAUUAAAUUGAAACGAAAUGAAGUACUAUUUAUUAUUGGGUUACCAAUUUUCCAUGGAAUUUAAAGAAAAAAUUCAAAAAACAUUAUAAAGGUCAUGACUUAACAUUAUUAUUAUUAUUUUAUAAGAUAAAAAAUUUAUCUGUAAAAUGAUUAAAGUAAAAUUAGCUGUGUUCCAAAAAAAGAAGAAGUAAAACUAGCUACUCGCAAGUAGAUCUGUGAGGUCAUAUACAUACUCCUAAAAAAAUAGAAGUUACUUUACAUUAGUCUCUAAGAUAGAAUUGUUAGUUAAUUAAUAAUAAUAUUUGAUAACCUUUAAAUAUUUUUUUAGGUUUUGGAUGAUGAAAAUUGAGUAAUAAAGUAAAAUCUGAGCUGAACCUUUGACCUAGUAUGAAUAUUCUGACAAACACGUGGUUGGAAAUAUCGCCGCUUCUCUUUCUCUCUCUAAAUCUCUCUCUAUCUCUCUCCUGUCCUGUCGCUCUGGAGUUAUUUAUCUUUAUGUUAUGUAUAUAAACUCCAGCUCUGAAGAGUUUGUAACUUGCGAAUUGUGAGCUUCAUCUUCUUCCCCCUCACUCCAAGAAACAAAAACAAGAACAAAGAAACCUCACCAAUCAUCGUCUCAAGAACCUAACAGAUUCAAAAAAAGAUUCAAGAAGAAGUAACAGAAAAUUUCAAGAUUCCUUAACCGAGCUUUUUCAAGUGCCGACCGUGUAUUCGAGGUCAGAACCUCUGUUAUCGUCAGGAUCUCUUGAAUGGGUGUAUUAUUCUCCUGUCCCUUCGCCGAGCAAGAAGACGUGGAGUCUGCUCUAGACUCCAUCACAGUCAAGUCCAUAACCUUAGGCGAAGACAACGAGUGCAAAACUCCAAAGAGAUCUGUCAACUUCAAUAACAAAACUCUAGAGCCCACAAUCUUGAAAGGAUCUGGUGGUAAGAUGGUCGUUGAAAAGUCCGUUAGCUUCAAAGGGAUGCAGCUGGAGAGAAUGAUCUCGCUCAACAGGUCUCUCUUCAAAGAAGAUCACACCAAAGAGAAUGGCUUACAUGAGUUGGACAAUGGCAUCUCAGUUCUUGAUCCGAGUAACCCUAAACACGAAGCUGCUAUUAAGUUACAGAAAGUUUACAAGAGCUUCCGUACUAGGCGAAAGCUCGCGGACUGCGCAGUGCUUGUGGAGCAAAGCUGGUGGAAGCUUUUGGAUUUUGCUGAGCUUAAGAGAAGUUCUAUAUCAUUCUUUGAGAUUGAGAAGCACGAAACCGCGGUUUCUAGGUGGUCUAGAGCUAGGACUAAAGCAGCUAAGGUUGGUAAAGGUUUGUCAAAGAAUGAAAAGGCACAGAAGCUUGCUUUACAACACUGGCUUGAAGCGAUUGAUCCGAGACAUCGGUAUGGACACAACCUGCACUUUUACUACAACAAGUGGCUUCACUGUCAGAGUAGAGAACCUUUCUUCUACUGGCUUGAUAUUGGCGAGGGGAAAGAAGUUAAUCUUGUGGAGAAGUGUACUCGAUUAAAACUUCACCAACAAUGCAUCAAGUACCUUGGUCCGAUGGAAAGGAAAGCCUAUGAGGUUGUUGUGGAAGAAGGCAAGUUCUUCUACAAGAACAGUGGAGAAAUGCUUCAAACUUCUUCAAUGGAAGAGGGUGAUUCAAAGUGGAUUUUCGUGCUCAGCACGUCGAAAGUGUUGUACAUUGGGAAGAAGAAGAAGGGUGUGUUUCAACAUUCAAGCUUCUUAGCCGGAGGAGCUACUGUUGCUGCAGGGAGAUUAGUUGUUGAGAAUGGUGUUCUCAAGGCUGUUUGGCCACAUAGUGGACAUUAUCAACCUACUGAAGAGAAUUUCUUGGACUUUCUGUCUUUCCUUGGAGAGAACAAUGUUGAUAUCACUGAUGUAAAGAUGAGUCCUACAGAUGAAGAUGAGUUCUCUAUUUACAAUAAGAGAAGCACUCAUAUGAGAAACCAUUCUUUGGAAGAGGAUUUGGAGGCUGAGAAGACUGUGAUGGCUGAUCCAAGAGAGGAAGAAUCAACAACGGUGAUGGCUGUUGUAGAAACACCAAAGAAGAUGGAAUCUCUUAGUACAUUUGACUUAGAACAAGAAUCAAAGCCUUCAGAGGAGAGCUUACCCAGAGGAGGAGGAGAAGAAGAAGCCAAGGAGAGUGAAGUAGUCAAGAUUCCAGAAGAAUCAAUCCUAAAAAGGAUAAACUCAAAAAAGGAAACUAGAUCUUUCCAACUUGGGAAACAACUAUCAUGCAAAUGGACAACAGGUGCAGGACCAAGGAUUGGUUGUGUGAGAGAUUACCCAUCAGAGCUUCAGCUUCAAGCACUGGAACAAGUCAACCUGUCCCCGAGAAGUGCUUCUGUUUCAAGACUCUACUUCUCCUUUUCCUCUCAAAGGCAAAUGCCUCGGAUGUCACCGUUAUGGCGUGGAAUGUCAUUACCUGCAGAUAUCACACAAUUAUAACUGAUGGAAAGUUAUUGAGAUCUGAUCUAUUCUUUUUGUGUGAAUAGAGAAGAUAAUGACUUAGAAUUCUUUUGUAUUCUUUUUUUCUCACCUUAUAAUGUAACAGAGCAGCAUUUCAUUCGUUCAUUUGGUUUCUUGUUUAACAAGAAAUCACAGGUUAAAAUAAGUUUUUUUUUUACUAAAAGGUUAAAA